AUGGAUAAUAUAACAUCUUUUUCUACCUACACCCUGAUGGAACCAAAAGACUCUAAAUCAUACAGACAUAUAUAUUUCACAUGCUUUUUGGUGCUCUAUAUUAUGAUACUUCUUGUUAACACUUGGGUCAGUGUUGUUAUUGUCUUGGAGAAAGCUCUUCAUGAACCAAUGUAUAUCUUUCUGUGCAAUCUCUGUGUAAAUGAUAUUUAUGGAGCAGCAGGAUUUUAUCCUAAAUUUCUACAUGAUUUAUUGCUGGAUUCAUAUGUGAUUCCUUCAUACAUGUGUGCAUUUCAAGCUUUUGUGAUCUACGGUUCAGUUAUGUGUGACUGUACUACAAUAACUAUAAUGGCCUAUGACAGAUAUGUGGCCAUAUGUCAACCUUUAGACUAUCAUACGAAACUGAACAAAUUUUCAUGCAGUAUAUUACUAGGCUUCUGUUGGAUCCUAUCCUUUGUUUACAUGAUUGUUCUUCUUGUGUUGUCAAAUAAGAUGAAAUUGUGUAAAUAUCACAUUAAUAAAUUGUAUUGUGACAAUUGGUCUAUGGUAAAACUUUCAUGCGAGUCAACUAUCAUCAAUAAUAUUUAUGGAUUUUUUGUAAUAUCAUUUUAUUCUUGCCUGUGUGUUUUUGUUAUUUUGUCCUAUAUAAAACUUAUAAUUGCAUGCAAAGCAUCAUUAGAAUGCAGAAGGAAAUUUUGGCAGACAUGUGUGCCUCAUAUGUUUAUAUUGAUUAAUUAUGUUGUUGCUGUAUUUUUUGAUGCCAUGUACAGUAGAUAUGGCUCAAACAAUGUCUCAGAAAUAUUGCAAAAUUUUUUGACUCUAGAGAUGCUUAUUGUGCCACCUCUUGUUAAUCCAGUAAUCUAUGGGUUAAAACUUCAAGAAGUGCGCAAAAGAAUCUUGAAAUCAUUUGUUAAUAUCAGAAGACAAUAA
Puntigrus tetrazona (Sumatra barb) is the source of this 927-nucleotide messenger RNA. It is a transcript of the gene or62b3, whose product is annotated as odorant receptor, family 62, subfamily B, member 3. The record is from RefSeq and is a predicted model, not a curated record. Gene Ontology annotation, molecular function: olfactory receptor activity; G protein-coupled receptor activity. Gene Ontology annotation, cellular component: membrane. Gene Ontology annotation, biological process: G protein-coupled receptor signaling pathway. The transcript has a single exon. Lineage: Eukaryota; Metazoa; Chordata; Actinopteri; Cypriniformes; Cyprinidae. The coding region runs from base 1 to 927 and encodes 308 amino acids.